AUGAAGAAUAUUUUGGUGUAUGGCAUUUGUCUGUUAUUUGCUCUUAUUCAAAACGUAAAAGGUGUCCAUUUUUAUGCAAAAUCAGGGGAAACCAAAUGCUUUUAUGAACAUUUAUCGCGGGGAAACCUACUGAUCGGCGAUUUGGACUUGUAUGUGGAAAAGGAUGUUCUAUUUGAAGAGGACCCUGAAGCCACUUUGACGAUAACUGUAGAUGAAACAUUCGAUAAUGAUCAUCGUGUUUUAAAUCAGAAAAACUCGCACACAGGUGAUUUUACUUUCACAGCUUUAGAUACAGGUGAACAUAGAUUUUGCUUUACCCCAUUCUACAGCAAGAAAUCUGCCAGACUAAGAGUAUUCAUUGAACUAGAAAUCGGUAAUGUCGAGGCCCUUGAUAGUAAAAAAAAAGAAGACAUGAAUUCACUCAAGGGAAGGGUCGGUCAGCUGACUCAAAGGUUAUGUUCUAUUCGCAAGGAGCAAGACGCUAUUAGAGAAAAAGAGGCAGAAUUCAGAAACCAAAGUGAAUCAGCCAAUAGCAAGAUAAUGACGUGGUCUGUAUUUCAACUUCUUAUAUUACUGGGUACCUGCGCCUUCCAGCUACGCUAUCUCAAGAAUUUCUUCGUCAAACAGAAGGUUGUAUAA
This is a messenger RNA of Saccharomyces paradoxus, 639 nucleotides long. It is a transcript of the gene ERP5, whose product is annotated as Erp5p. Gene Ontology annotation, cellular component: COPII-coated ER to Golgi transport vesicle; endoplasmic reticulum-Golgi intermediate compartment; endoplasmic reticulum. Gene Ontology annotation, biological process: intracellular protein transport; endoplasmic reticulum to Golgi vesicle-mediated transport; Golgi organization. The transcript has a single exon. Lineage: Eukaryota; Fungi; Ascomycota; Saccharomycetes; Saccharomycetales; Saccharomycetaceae. The record is from RefSeq and is a predicted model, not a curated record. The coding region runs from base 1 to 639 and encodes 212 amino acids.